UUUUACACUUACUUCAUGGCUAAAAGCAAUCACUCAGUAGUGUCAGAGUUUAUCCUCUUGGGGCUUACAGAUAAUACAGAGCUUGAAGCCAUUCUCUUUGGUGUAUUCCUAGUAAUCUAUUUAGCUAGUGUCAUUGGUAAUCUCGGCUUGAUUGUGUUAAUCCAAAUCAGUCCUCAGCUUCACACGCCCAUGUAUUUUUUCCUCAGCCAUCUGGCUUUUGUUGAUUUUUGUUAUACCUCCUCUGUCACCCCAAACACUCUGGUGAAUUUUUUGCGUGAAGUUAAAAGUAUAAUGUUUUAUGCUUGUGCUAUUCAGGUAUGCUGUUUCAUAACAUUUGUUGUUUGUGAAAUGUAUCUGCUCUCAAUCAUGGCAUAUGAUAGGUACGUUGCCAUCUGCAACCCUUUGCUUUAUGUCAUUCUCAUGCCUAAGACACUCUGUACUCAAAUGGUUGCUAGCACAUACAUGUAUGGAUUCACCGUGGGUCUUGCACAGACCGCGGUGACAUUCAAUUUGUCCUUUUGUGGCUUCAAUGUGGUCAACCACUUCUACUGUGAUGAUGUUCCCUUAGUCGCUCUGGCCUGUUCCGACACUCACAUCAAAGAGUUGAUGCUGUUAAUCAUUGCUGGGUUCAAUACUCUUUGCUCUCUGGUGAUUGUGAUAAUUUCUUAUGUCUUCAUCCUUUUCGCCAUCCUGAGGAUUCAUUCUGCAGAAGGAAGACAGAAAGCGUUUUCUACAUGUGCUUCCCACCUGGUCUCCAUUACAAUAUUUUAUGGUACAAUAAUUUUUAUGUAUCUGCAGCCCAAGUCAAGCCAUUCUCUGAACACAGAUAAGUUUGCUUCUGUGUUUUAUGUAGUAGUGAUUCCCAUGUUGAAUCCAUUGAUUUACAGCUUGAGAAACCAGGAGGUUAAAAAUGCACUAAAGAGAAUUACUGAAAAGUUGUGUUUGGCUGUCAAAUAA
Lepus europaeus (European hare) is the source of this 957-nucleotide messenger RNA. Its product is annotated as olfactory receptor 5AL1-like. Gene Ontology annotation, cellular component: membrane. Gene Ontology annotation, biological process: sensory perception of smell; G protein-coupled receptor signaling pathway. The coding region runs from base 16 to 957 and encodes 313 amino acids. Gene Ontology annotation, molecular function: olfactory receptor activity; G protein-coupled receptor activity; odorant binding. Lineage: Eukaryota; Metazoa; Chordata; Mammalia; Lagomorpha; Leporidae. The transcript has a single exon. The record is from RefSeq and is a predicted model, not a curated record.